Pipistrellus nathusii (Nathusius's pipistrelle) is the source of this 276-nucleotide messenger RNA. The record is from the annotation of a GenBank genome assembly. NCBI's taxonomy places the organism in Eukaryota, Metazoa, Chordata, Mammalia, Chiroptera, Vespertilionidae.
AUGGUUUACAUCGCGAACGGACAAGUGUUGGACAGCAGGAGUCAGUCCCCAUGGAGAUUAUCUUUGAUAACAGAUUUCUUCUGGGGAAUAGCUGAGUUCGUGGUUUUGUUUUUCAAAACUCUGCUUCAGCAAGAUGUGAGAAAGGGAAGAGGCUACGGAAACUCAUCUGAUUCCAGAUAUGAUGAUGGAAGAGGGCCCCCAGGAAACCCUCCCCGAAGAAUGGGUCGAAUUAAUCAUCUGCGUGGCCCCAGUCCUCCUCCAAUGGCUGGUGGAUGA